Pseudomassariella vexata is the source of this 321-nucleotide messenger RNA. RefSeq lists its product as uncharacterized. Gene Ontology annotation, molecular function: oxidoreductase activity, acting on the aldehyde or oxo group of donors, NAD or NADP as acceptor. Bases 1 to 321 code for a protein of 106 amino acids. The record is from RefSeq and is a predicted model, not a curated record. The transcript has a single exon. NCBI's taxonomy places the organism in Eukaryota, Fungi, Ascomycota, Sordariomycetes, Amphisphaeriales, Pseudomassariaceae.
AUGACGCUCGACAGCCUCCACUCCUCCAUCUCACAGCUACGCCUCCCCAACGAGAUCCCCGAGGACACCUCCGAACGGAUCGUGAAGCUCCACCAUAUACCCUUAGGAGUAGGCUACACUAUCGAAACAUGGAGUUGGCCACUGCUCCUGGGCGUGAGUAAAUUAACCGGUGCCCUCAUGGCGGGAAAUACGCUUGUCAUGAAGCGUAUUUACGUGCACGAGGAUAUCUUCGAUAAGUUCCGGGAGCGGUUCGUCGACUUUGCUAGGAACAUCAAGACGGGACAUGCGGCGGACCCGGGGGACAGGUUCCGUCUGAGAUAA